Messenger RNA from Microplitis demolitor, 1754 nucleotides. RefSeq lists its product as uncharacterized. Bases 164 to 1549 code for a protein of 461 amino acids. The transcript is spliced from 2 exons. Lineage: Eukaryota; Metazoa; Arthropoda; Insecta; Hymenoptera; Braconidae. The record is from RefSeq and is a predicted model, not a curated record.
CUCUAUUUAUUGAUCCGUGCUUAGGGUGGUGUCUACAUAUUUAUAUAUUUAUAUCUAAUAAAGUGAAUGUCCAGUUGUUAGUCAACAGUAAAAAAAUGGGAGCAAAAAUGAUCUAGACAAGUUAAAAUAAAUUAUAAGAUCAGAGAACAUAAAAAAUAAUAUUAUGAAAGUGCGCACUGUCGCUUACAAUCAAAAACAUCAAUCUACUGUUCACAAUCCAUCAGGAAAUUUAAAUAAACAAAAAAUGAGAAAGUAUUAUCAGGCAGCUCUAGCUCUUACGGCAGCAGUAAGUUUGAUAGCUCUGCUAUUUUACAGACAUGAGUACAAUAAAUUACGAUUUGUACUCCAAGUGUUCAAUUACUUUGGAACACCUCAGAAAAAUUCAUUCAAUUGCACCAACAGUAUCCACAUCACUGACAAAUAUUAUCAGUCUUCUUCCUGGCAGCGUAUUUCUGAUGAUUUUUAUAUAUACUCAGCUUACAGUUACGACGAAGGAGAAAUAAAAGCUAUUGGGUUUGGUAAAAGAUCUGGUAAUAAUUAUUACUGUCGUGUUCUGUUUGAUGACCAGCUGGAGUUCGUUGACGGCAAGUUAAUUAUACAGAAGAUUGAUGAGGACCGUCAGGAUCUUGGUAAUAAUGAUGAUUUUAUAGACAAUAAUGAUCAGGACUACAAUGGAUUUUUAUUUACUUGUAAAUAUGAAAAGCUGCAUGACAAGGAUGUCGUUGGUGUGGAAAUAUUUGACGACAAGCUCAAAAAUAAUGACAAUAAGCCAAUUAUUCAAGUCCAGACUCUGGAUAAUAGUUUAAAUCAUAAUAAAACAAAGACCAUCAUCUGCGUAGCACCGCCGGUAUCAAAACCAUUGAAACAUAUUGAUAUGAUAAGCUUCCUGGCUUUCCAUGACUACAUUGGGUGGGAUAAUUUUAUUGUUUAUGACUAUGGGAUUCCUUAUGUUUUCAAUGAGGCUGUCAAAACGAUGUCCAUGGUCUCAAAUGUUCAAUGGAACUUCACUUACACGACGACCUCGUGGAAUUUUCCUUACGCACAAGUUCCCAGACGUGUUAUGAGAAAUUUAAUAGAAGCUGAUUGUCUGUAUCGCACGUACACACGUGCUAAUUUGGCGGUAACUCUAGCUUGGGAUGAGUAUGUCAAUCUCAAGUAUCAUACUUCCGUAGAACAUGUGCUGUCAGAUUUAAAUAAAGUAAAUGGUAAAAUAGAUGAUAAGUUUCGUGUUAAUGCUGUAAUAUUUUGUACUGAUUACGCUGAUAGUGACUCGGUAAAUUCACCUACUCCUGUGAUAUUACGUACGACACGUAGACUACGGACUGUUGAUAAAAAUGAACCGUUAUUUAUUUAUAAGCUUGAUCAUAUUUCUAGCAAUGACGUUACGCAGCAGGAUAUGGAUGAGUUGAUGAUUAUUAAUCGUUAUCAGAAAUGCAAUACUAAUGAUAGACGGCAAAUUAGUAAUGGAGUUCUGAGAUUCGCUGAAUCAAUGCCGAGUUCACAAAUAUUUCAGUAUUAUAUUACUGGUAAAUUGUUCAGCUAUAAUUAAUUAAGAGCAUUCUCAGACAAUAGUCUCCACUUUCUAAAAAUAUUCAAUGACUGAACUGUCAACCGCAUUAAAAUUUUAUUAAUUAACAAAGAAAUUGAAGGAUUAAUUUAAAAAAGUACGACGUAAUUACAAUUUGCUGAUUUAAAAAAAAUACUUACAAUUGACAUCAAUUAGGAGUUAAACAAAAUUUGUUAAAUAAAUUUAG